Messenger RNA from Chionomys nivalis (European snow vole), 2364 nucleotides. It is a transcript of the gene Araf, whose product is annotated as A-Raf proto-oncogene, serine/threonine kinase. NCBI's taxonomy places the organism in Eukaryota, Metazoa, Chordata, Mammalia, Rodentia, Cricetidae. Gene Ontology annotation, cellular component: mitochondrion; cytosol. Gene Ontology annotation, biological process: protein phosphorylation; signal transduction. The record is from RefSeq and is a predicted model, not a curated record. Gene Ontology annotation, molecular function: ATP binding; protein kinase activity. The transcript has 17 exons. Bases 244 to 2067 code for a protein of 607 amino acids.
AGACAGGCCCAAGAUGGAGGCGGUGGUGGUGGUAGCGGUGUGACAGUGCAGUACAUACUGACUUCCCCAUUAGUCUCCAGAAGAAUUUUGUGUACUGUGCCCUCCAGGACAGUGUGCACUGCAGUGAGUCUGAGAUCUUGGCACUCACCUAUGAGAUAAGCAAUAGGAGAUUCCGAGCAGAGAAGGGAACCCUAUGGAACCAGCCCAGUCCUACCUCAGCCCAUCUUGACAAAAGCAGGUUCCAUGGAACCACCACGAGGCCCUCCUGCUAGUGGGGCUGAGCCAGCUCGGGCAGUUGGCACUGUCAAAGUGUACCUGCCUAACAAGCAACGCACAGUGGUGACUGUCCGGGAUGGCAUGAGUGUCUAUGACUCUUUGGACAAGGCCCUCAAGGUGCGGGGUCUCAAUCAAGAUUGCUGCGUGGUCUACAGACUCAUCAAAGGAAGAAAGACAGUCACUGCCUGGGACACAGCCAUUGCACCCCUGGAUGGUGAAGAGCUCAUUGUGGAAGUCCUAGAAGAUGUGCCACUGACCAUGCACAAUUUUGUACGGAAGACAUUCUUCAGCUUGGCCUUUUGUGACUUCUGCCUUAAGUUUCUGUUCCAUGGUUUCCGCUGCCAAACCUGUGGCUACAAGUUCCACCAGCAUUGUUCCUCCAAGGUCCCCACAGUUUGCGUUGACAUGAGUACCAACUGCCGACAGUCCUUAAGGUUCUACCACAGCAUCCAAGAUUUGUCUGGAAGCUCCAGGCAGCAAGAGGUUCCCUCAAAUAUCUCUGUGAAUGAGCUGCUAAACCCCCAGGGUCCAAGCCCUUGCACCCAGCCCCGUGACCUGGAGCACUUCUCCUUCCCUGCCCCUGCCAAUCCCCCACUGCAGCGCAUCCGCUCCACAUCUACUCCUAACGUCCACAUGGUCAGCACCACAGCUCCCAUGGACUCCAGCCUCAUGCAGUUCACUGCUCAGAGCUUCAGCACCGAUGCUGCUGGUAGAAGUGGUGAUGGAGCUCCCCGGGGUAGCCCUAGCCCAGCUAGUGUGUCCUCGGGGAGGAAAUCCCCACAUUCCAAGUCACCUUCGGAGCAGCGAGAGCGGAAGUCCUUGGCAGAUGAAAAGAAAAAAGUGAAAAACCUUGGGUACCGGGACUCAGGCUAUUACUGGGAGGUGCCACCCAGUGAGGUACAGCUGUUGAAGAGGAUCGGGACAGGCUCUUUUGGCACUGUGUUUCGGGGUCGUUGGCAUGGUGAUGUAGCUGUGAAAGUGCUCAAGGUGGCCCAACCUACUGCUGAACAGGCCCAGGCCUUCAAGAAUGAGAUGCAAGUGCUCAGGAAGACACGACAUGUCAACAUUUUGCUGUUCAUGGGUUUUAUGACCCGGCCGGGGUUUGCUAUCAUCACGCAAUGGUGUGAGGGUUCCAGCCUAUACCACCACCUACAUGUGGCUGACACGCGCUUUGACAUGGUCCAGCUCAUUGAUGUGGCCCGGCAGACUGCCCAGGGCAUGGACUACCUCCACGCCAAGAACAUCAUCCACCGAGAUCUCAAGUCAAACAAUAUCUUCCUACAUGAGGGGCUCACAGUCAAGAUUGGUGACUUCGGCCUGGCUACGGUGAAGACACGGUGGAGUGGGGCCCAGCCCUUAGAGCAGCCCUCAGGGUCUGUGUUAUGGAUGGCAGCUGAGGUGAUCCGUAUGCAGGACCCAAACCCCUACAGCUUCCAGUCAGAUGUCUAUGCCUACGGGGUUGUGCUGUAUGAGCUUAUGACCGGCUCACUGCCCUACAGCCACAUUGGCAGCCGUGACCAGAUCAUUUUUAUGGUGGGCCGCGGCUAUCUGUCUCCGGACCUCAGCAAAAUCUUCAGUAAUUGUCCCAAGGCCAUGAGGCGCCUGCUGUCUGACUGCCUCAAGUUCCAGCGGGAAGAGCGACCUUUAUUUCCCCAGAUCCUGGCCACGAUCGAGCUACUGCAGCGGUCACUCCCCAAGAUUGAGCGGAGUGCCUCCGAACCCUCCUUGCACCGUACCCAGGCUGAUGAGUUGCCUGCCUGCCUUCUCAGCGCAGCCCGCCUUGUGCCUUAGACCCCACUCCCAGCCAACAGGGAGCCAAUUUCAACCUGCCAUGCCAAGGCAUCCCUUCUUACCGGCCAGUCAUUGUUCUGCCUCUGCCUUGAUACUGCCUCAGGAUUCCCUAUCCCACACUCUGGGAAAUUUGGGGGACCCCCCAAAAUUGAGAUCCCCUGCUUCCUCCAUAAUUUGGUUUCCUCUUGGCUUUGGGGAUAUUUCUGAUUUGGAGAGCUGUUUCAUCUCCAACGGCUGGAAUUCAUGGUAAGGAUUCCACUCAGAACCUCUUUCUAAAGUUUAUGCUUGAUGUGUCUU